This is a messenger RNA of Serinus canaria (Common canary), 8509 nucleotides long. RefSeq names its product plexin A1 (gene PLXNA1). The record is from RefSeq and is a predicted model, not a curated record. Gene Ontology annotation, molecular function: semaphorin receptor activity; protein binding. Gene Ontology annotation, cellular component: semaphorin receptor complex. Gene Ontology annotation, biological process: regulation of cell migration; negative regulation of cell adhesion; regulation of GTPase activity. The coding region runs from base 302 to 5998 and encodes 1898 amino acids. The transcript has 32 exons. NCBI's taxonomy places the organism in Eukaryota, Metazoa, Chordata, Aves, Passeriformes, Fringillidae.
CGGGCGGCGGCGACGGCGGGGGGAGGCGGGCGCGGAGGAGGAGGGGACGGAGGAGAAGGAGGCAGUGGCGGCGGAGAAGGCGGCGGCGGCCCGGCGGGCGGCUUGGUGUGGAAUGCAAUUAUGGCUGGCACGGCGGAGGCGAGCGGGGACCGGAGCCGGUUGACUGGACUGGCCACGCCCACGAUUCCCUGAAUGCUGAGCGCAGAGGAAGCAGAGGAGAGUGUUUCCCAUUAGCUCCUCCUCCCUCCCCCAUCCCUUUAGUUUGGGUUUGUUUCUAUUUAUUUUGUGGCUGGGUUUGGGCAUGGCCUUGACUGGAUGUGAGGCUGCUGCAAUGUGGCUCCUUUGGCUCAAGCACCACUUGUCCAUCCACAUUUGGACCUUGCUGCUCUUGGGGAGCACCUGGCUACCGCUGGCGGAAGGCAACCCCAAAUCUCCCUUUAGGACUUUCCCGGUUACAGACUGGAGCUUGACACACUUGGUGGUCCAUAACAAAACUGGGGAGGUCUACGUGGGGGCUGUCAAUCGGAUCUACAAGCUCUCCAAUAACCUCACGCUGCUGCGGACCCACGUGACGGGGCCCGUGGAGGACAAUGAGAAGUGUUACCCUCCGCCCAGCGUCCAGUCCUGCCCGCACGGGCUGGUCACGACCAACAACGUGAACAAACUGCUGCUGGUGGACUACUCGGGGAAUCGGCUGAUUGCCUGCGGCAGUGCCUCCCAGGGGAUUUGCCAGUUCCUGCGGCUGGAUGACCUCUUCAAGUUGGGUGAGCCCCACCACCGCAAGGAGCACUACCUCUCCAGUGUCAACGAGUCGGGCACCAUGUCCGGUGUCAUCAUCGAGGUGCUGAACGGGCAGAACAAGCUCUUCAUCGGGACGCCCAUUGAUGGGAAGUCGGAGUAUUUCCCCACUCUCUCCAGCCGCAAGCUGAUGGCCAACGAGGAGAACGCGGAGAUGUUUGGCUUUGUCUACCAGGAUGAGUUUGUCUCCUCGCAGCUCAAAAUCCCCUCGGAUACACUCUCCAAGUUCCCCACCUUUGACAUCUACUACAUCUAUAGCUUCAGCAGUGAGCAGUUUGUUUACUACCUGACCCUGCAGCUGGACACCCAGCUGACCUCUCCCGACUCCACUGGGGAGCAGUUUUUCACCUCCAAGAUCGUCCGCCUCUGUGUGGAUGACCCCAAGUUCUACUCCUAUGUGGAAUUCCCCAUUGGCUGCGUGCAGGAUGGCAUCGAGUACCGGCUGAUCCAGGACGCCUACCUGACCAAGCCUGGCAAGGCUUUGGCCAAGUACCUGGGCAUCUCAGAGCAGGAGGAUAUCCUCUUCACCAUCUUCUCCCAGGGCCAGAAAAAUAGGGUUAAGCCUCCCAAGGAGUCUGUGCUCUGUCUCUUCACGUUGAAGAAGAUCAAGGAUAAGAUCAAGGAGCGUAUCCAGUCGUGCUACAGAGGGGAAGGGAAACUGUCACUGCCCUGGCUCUUGAAUAAGGAGCUGGGCUGCAUCAACUCGCCACUGCAGAUCGACGACAACUUCUGUGGCCAGGAUUUUAACCAGCCCCUGGGAGGGACUGUCACCAUCGAGGGGACCCCUCUGUUUGUGGAUAAGGAGGAUGGCAUGACCUCGGUGGCUGCCUAUGACUACAGAGGACAAACUGUUGUCUUUGCAGGCACGCGGAGCGGGAAGAUCAAAAAGAUCCUGGUGGACUUGCCAGCCGAGAGGAAGCACCAAGCUCUGCAGUAUGAGAAUGUUGUGGCCCACGAAGGCAGCUCCAUCCUGCGAGACCUGGUGCUGAGCCCUGACCGCCAGCACAUCUAUGCCAUGACUGAGAAACAGGUGACGCGUGUGCCCGUGGAGAGCUGUGAGCAGUACGAGAGCUGUGAGCUGUGCCUGGGCUCCCGGGACCCCCACUGCGGCUGGUGUGUCCUCCACAACAUCUGCUCCCGCAAGGACCGGUGCGAGCGGGCGGACGAGCCGCAGCGCUUCGCCUCGGAGCUGCAGCAGUGCGUGCAGCUCACCGUGCAGCCCAGGAACAUCUCGGUCACCAUGUCCGAGGUCCCGCUGGUCCUGCAGGCCUGGAAUGUCCCAGACCUGUCAGCAGGAGUCAACUGCUCCUUUGAAGACUUCACCGAGUCAGAGAGCCGCAUUGAGGAUGGGAAGAUCUACUGCAGCUCUCCCUCUGCCAAGGAUGUCAUCCCCAUCACCAGGGGCCGCGGGGACAAGCGAGUGGUGAAGCUGUACCUGAAAUCCAAGGAGACGGGGAAGAAAUUUGCCUCCGUGGAUUUUGUUUUCUACAACUGCAGCGUCCAUCAGUCCUGCCUGUCCUGCGUGAACGGCUCCUUCCCCUGCCACUGGUGCAAGUACCGCCACAUCUGCACCCACAACGCUGCUGACUGCUCCUUCCUGGAGGGCCGUGUCAAGCUCUCUGAGGACUGCCCUCAGAUCCUGCCUUCCACCCAGAUCUACAUCCCCGUGGGUGUGGUGAAGCCCAUCACCCUGACGGCCAAGAACCUGCCCCAGCCGCAGUCGGGGCAGCGCAACUACGAGUGCAUCUUCCACAUCCCCGGCAGCACCACGCGCGUCACCGCCCUGCGCUUCAACAGCACCAGCAUCCAGUGCCAGAACACCUCGUAUUUCUACGAAGGAAAUGACAUCAGUGACCUGCCCGUCAACUUGUCUGUGGUCUGGAAUGGGAACUUUGUCAUUGACAACCCCCAGAACAUCCAGGCCCACCUGUACAAGUGCUCGGCGCUGCGGGAGAGCUGCGGGCUGUGCCUCAAGGCCGACCCGCGCUUCGAGUGCGGCUGGUGCGUGUCGGAGCGGCGCUGCUCGCUGCGCCAGCACUGCCUGGCCUACGAGAGCAGCUGGAUGCACGCCAGCAGCGGCAGCAGCCGCUGCACCGACCCCAAGAUCACCAAGCUGUUCCCUGAGACUGGCCCCAGACAAGGAGGGACCCGUCUGACCAUCACUGGCGAGAACCUGGGCCUGAAGUUUGAGGAUGUUCGCUGGGGUGUCCGAGUGGGCAAAGUGCCGUGCAUCCCCAUCGAGAGCGAGUACAUCAGCGCCGAGCAGAUUGUGUGUGAAAUCGGAGAUGCCAGCCAGAGCAAGGUGCAUGAGGCAAGGGUAGAAGUGUGCAUCCGUGACUGCACGCCCAGCUACCGGGCCAUAUCCCCCAAGACCUUCACCUUUGUGAUGCCCACUUUCUCCCGUGUUGUCCCAGCCCGGGGCCCUCUCUCUGGUGGCACCUGGAUUGCCAUUGAAGGCACCCACCUCAACGCUGGCAGCAACGUCUCCGUGACCAUUGGGGGACGGCCCUGUGCCUUUUCAUGGAGAAGCGCCCGUGAGAUUCGGUGCAGGACCCCCCCAGGGCACACCCCCGGCGGCUCCCCCAUCCUCAUCAACAUCAACCGGGCAGAGCUGAGCAACCCAGAGGUGAAGUACAACUACACAGAGGACCCCACCAUCCAGAAGAUUGAUCCUGAAUGGAGCAUCAACAGUGGUGGGACGUUGCUGACUGUGACUGGCACCAACCUGGCCACCAUCAAAGAGCCCAGGAUCCGGGCCAAGUACUGCAGCUCUGAAAGGGAGAAUAACUGCACUGUCUACAAUGACACCACCAUGGUGUGCUACGCUCCCUCCAUUGACAACCCUGUGCGGAGCCCUCCGGAGCUCGGCGACCGUCCGGAUGAGAUCGGCUUUGUCAUGGAUAACGUCCAGGCCCUGCUGAUCAUCAACACCACCAAUUUCGUCUACUACCCAGACCCUGUCUUUGAGCCACUCAGCCCCACAGGGAUGCUGGAGCUGAAGCCCAGCUCUCCCCUCAUCCUCAAGGGCAGGAACCUGCUCCCACCAGCUGCUGGUAACUCCCGCCUCAACUACACGGUGCUGAUCGGAGACACUCCCUGCACCCUCACGGUCUCUGAGACACAGCUCCUCUGCGAGUCCCCCAACCUCACUGGCCAACACAAAGUCACAAUCAAGGCUGGAGGGUUUGAGUUCUCGCCAGGGACGCUGCAGAUCUACUCGGACAGCCUGCUCACCCUGCCCGCCAUCAUCGGCAUCGGCGGCGGUGGCGGCCUGCUCCUCCUCAUCAUCAUCAUCGUCCUCAUCGCCUACAAGCGCAAGUCCCGGGAUGCUGACCGCACCCUGAAACGUCUCCAGCUGCAGAUGGACAACCUGGAGUCCCGGGUGGCCCUGGAGUGCAAAGAGGCCUUUGCUGAGCUGCAGACAGACAUCAACGAGCUGACCAACGACCUGGAUGGGGCUGGCAUCCCCUUUCUGGAUUACCGCACCUACGCCAUGCGGGUUCUCUUCCCGGGGAUAGAGGACCACCCUGUGCUGAAGGAGAUGGAGGUCCAGGCUAAUGUGGAGAAGUCCUUGACCCUCUUUGGUCAGCUCCUGAACAAGAAGCACUUCUUGCUGACCUUCAUCCGUACUUUGGAGGCCCAGCGGAGCUUCUCCAUGCGGGACCGCGGCAACGUGGCCUCGCUCAUCAUGACGGCGCUGCAGGGCGAGAUGGAGUAUGCCACAGGGGUGCUGAAACAGCUCCUGUCCGACCUUAUUGAGAAGAACUUGGAGAGCAAGAACCACCCCAAGCUGCUUUUGCGGAGAACGGAGUCAGUGGCAGAGAAGAUGCUGACAAAUUGGUUCACCUUUCUGCUGUACAAGUUUCUGAAGGAAUGUGCUGGGGAACCACUCUUCAUGCUCUACUGUGCCAUCAAGCAGCAGAUGGAGAAGGGACCCAUUGAUGCCAUCACAGGAGAGGCUCGCUACUCCCUCAGUGAGGACAAGCUCAUCCGGCAGCAGAUUGACUACAAAAUGCUGACCCUCAACUGUGUGAACCCUGAGAAUGAGAAUGCCCCAGAGAUCCCUGUCAAGGUGCUGAACUGUGACACCAUCACUCAGGUGAAGGAGAAGCUGCUGGAUGCUGUCUACAAGGGCGUGCCCUAUUCCCAGCGACCCAAAGCUGGAGACAUGGACCUGGAGUGGCGGCAGGGCAGGAUGGCCCGCAUCAUACUGCAGGAUGAAGAUGUCACCACAAAGAUUGACAAUGACUGGAAGAGGCUGAACACCCUGGCCCACUACCAGGUGACCGAUGGCUCCUCAGUAGCCCUGGUGCCCAAGCAGAACUCAGCAUACAACAUCUCCAACUCCUCCACCUUCACCAAAUCCCUCAGCAGAUAUGAGAGCAUGCUGAGGACAGCCAGCAGCCCCGACAGCCUGCGCUCGCGGACCCCCAUGAUCACCCCCGACCUGGAGAGCGGCACCAAGCUCUGGCACCUGGUGAAAAACCACGACCACAUGGACCAGCGGGAGGGCGACCGCGGCAGCAAGAUGGUCUCCGAGAUCUACCUGACCCGUCUGUUGGCCACCAAGGGCACCCUGCAGAAAUUUGUGGAUGACCUGUUUGAGACCAUCUUUAGCACAGCUCACCGUGGGAGUGCACUGCCCCUUGCCAUCAAAUACAUGUUUGAUUUCCUGGAUGAACAAGCUGAUAAGCAUCAGAUCAAUGAUUAUGAUGUCAGGCACACCUGGAAGAGUAACUGUCUACCUCUACGUUUUUGGGUGAAUGUGAUUAAGAACCCCCAGUUUGUGUUCGACAUUCACAAGAACAGUAUUACUGAUGCCUGCCUAUCUGUGGUGGCUCAGACAUUCAUGGACUCCUGCUCAACUUCUGAGCACAAGCUAGGAAAGGACUCUCCCUCCAACAAACUACUGUAUGCCAAGGACAUCCCCAACUACAAGAGCUGGGUAGAAAGAUAUUAUGCAGAUAUAGCUAAAAUGCCAGCGAUCAGCGACCAGGACAUGAGCGCGUACCUGGCGGAGCAGUCACGGUUACACCUCAGCCAGUUCAACAGCAUGAGUGCCCUGCACGAGAUCUAUUCCUACAUCACCAAGUACAAGGAUGAGAUUUUAGCUGCGUUGGAGAAGGAUGAGCAGGCCCGGAGGCAGCGACUGCGGAGUAAGCUGGAGCAGGCGAUCGACACAAUGGCCUUAAGCAGCUGAGAAGGCGGCGGCGGCGCCAGCGUCCGGCAGCGGGCGGCAGGACGGACGGACAGACAGAUGGACGGAUGGACAGAGGGAGGGAGGGAGGAAGGACCGGCCAGCAGCAGCCGCGGGCACAAGACUUUGGGGCAGGGACCGGCCGGGCCCGCGGGAGCCGCCGCGCCUCCGCACGCUCCCCACGGACACACAGAGAAACCUCGCGCUUGGCGGAACAAACCACGAACCCCGAGGGCAGCAGCAGCGUCCAUGGAACUCCCUGACCCACAGACAGAGCCCCAGCCCCAGCGGGAGGCAGCAGGGACCUUGCAGAGAGGCCUUGCGGGCGGAGGAGAAGGGGCUGGCCGGCCCCACGGACCUGCUGGGCGCCCCUUGCCUGGGCAGAGCCCCUGAGCCCGCACGGAAGGAGGGUCGGGACCGUGGGGCUUCCUAGGAAGGCGUCUGGAUGUUGUUGUUACUUUGGUGAAGGGAGGGUGGGUGGGCUCCUAUUUUUACUGUACUUGACUUGCUCUCCCUUCCUUCCCCCCAGCUGUCCACCCCCUCUCCUCCUCCUCCUCUCUCUUUUUCUGUCUCUGCCCCCUUCUCUCUCUCUCUCUGGCCUUCUGCCACUAGUGUUAACUGCUAUAUUUGCACAAUUUACACGAGACAAAAUUUUUAAUUUAAAGGGAAAAAAAAAUUAUAACAAAAAAUGGGAGGGGAAAAAAUAUUCUGAAUUUUUUGCAACAAACUAACAAAAACGAUUUUAAGAGAUAAGCUAAAGGACUGAUGCUGGGGAGAUUUAGGGUUGGGGCUUUAGGGGUGGGCAGGAAAGGGAGCUUUGAUAUUUCUAAAAUAUGUCCUGUGCCAUGUUUUAUUUGAAUGUUGUUUAGUGCAAAAAAAAAAAAGAACUGAAGAAAAAAAAGUUGGGAGUUUUGUUAGCUGGAUAGAUGCUGUUAUUUUAAUGCUGCUGAGUGGUUCCGGAGGUCAAAAUCAGAGAGGUAGGGAGAUCCCAAGGCUGGUUUUUCUUUUUCUGGGUGAUUGCUGAGGGAUGGUUGGUGUUUUGUUGAGCUUGUCCUUGUUUUCCCAGUUCGGUGGCCGUGGGGUGGUCUGGGCAGUGCUGCCUGCUCCUGCCUGUCUUGGGACGAUGUGGGGUGGAGAAUGGCUGUGGGGCCUUUGGGGCUGUCAGGAGGGUUGAUGCAGAGCCAGCCUGGCUUUUUGUGUCAGAUUCUUUGGCACUGGAGCCAUCUUAACAAAGCCCCUUUACGUUUAUUUUUGCCCAUCACCUUUUUGUGCUGAUGCAGGGGAAGAGACCAGAUCCCCAGUGAAAGGAGAGGCAGCUCCUCUGCUCUCCUGACUGGGAUCCCCCUCCCAGCCCAUGCAGGGACUGGGAUUCUGGCUGCCAUGGGGCUGUCACCUGCUCUUCCACCUGGGGAGCCCAAACAUGUGCAGGACCUUCCACCCAAGACUGACCUUUCUUUCUCUGUCUAUUCCUUCUUUCUCCCCCUUUCUCUCCUUGCUGUCACCCAUCUCCCCUCCGCUGCCUCUGCCCUGACGGAGCUUCGCUGGAGACCUGAGGUCUCUCCCUCAGCUUCCCCCUUGGAAAUGUCAGUUCCUUGUGGGUUUGUGCUUUCCAGAGAUGAAAAGGUGCUGAAUGCUGCCCUGAAUGGCAGCAGGUGACCAAAAACUUCCAAAAAAAAAGAGCAAAACCCUUUCCUUUUCUGUACUGAGAGCUCCUGUCACUGCCCAGGCCACAGCACAUGGGGCCACACUCUGCCAGGAGCGGAUGGCUGUCGAAAUCCAAGUGGAGAGAAGCCCAGCUGAUUUCUGUCCAUUCCCUUAAAUUGCAAUUUAAGGGGGGGAGAGGGAGAAAUAAUGAAGUUUUUAAUUAAAAAAAAAUAAUAAAAGUGUGUAUAUAUAUAUAUGUGGUUACAAUCUAAUUCUCAUGCCCCAGUGGGGUGCUGUAUAGUUAACUGAAGGAGAAUUGAACCAAUAUAAAAAUGAGAUGAAUUUACACAGCCAGUUAAAACAAAACAAACACCCACUGCAAAAAAAAAAAAAAUUAAAAAAGGAUACCAAAUGGUGUGGAAGGAACUUCCAAGCCUUUCUCACCAUGCAGAACAACCGUUUGAAGCCUGCACAUCACUCAUUAUGUUGUAAUUUUGUUUGGUUUUGUUUUGUUUUAAUAAGGAGGGAAAGGAGAGAAGAUGCUGAUUAAAAAAAAAGAAAAGAAAAAAAAAAAAGACGACAAAAGAAUCCAACCACAACAGCAAAACUGUUUGAAAAAGAAUUUAUAAUUGUUUUCCAAACCUACGAACCCUGAGCUGUCGCUGGAUUUCUGAGAGCUGUGGGCUGUUGCAUGACUGUGCUAGAUUUUAGUCUGAGUUGAUCUUUUUAAGAAACAGAAGAAAAAAAUCCAUAAAACAAAGAAACUGCGAGUAUUGAAUAUUAGAGGUUUGUUUAGACCUGUUACCUAUUUUUUUUAAUUUGAAAUUAUUUUGCCACUUUCUUGUCCAAAAAAAAAAAAAAAAAAAGAAA